GGGCUUUUUCAGGUUUAAGAUUCGUUCUUUGAGCAAUGGUGGAUGGACGUGUCUUCUACGAUUUAAUGAUGCUUGUUUUAGGAAAUCAUGUUGCCAGGUUGAAGAAAAUUACACUGUUUCCAGAUAUUUAGGCUCAAAAAAUGAAGUUAAGGUAGGAAAAACGGGAAAAAAAAAUAUGAAAUUUCCGUCGCAGUACAAUCUUUGCGAAAGAGGGCUGGGGACGAAUGAAAACAUUUUAAAUGUCGUGACUUGAAUACCAAUGACAACAAAGCGUCACGCGAGCUUGCUUCAGAGGUAUUAUGGAAACAGAAUAUAGCCGUAAAAUGGCAAAUGAUCAAAUUCCAGAAAGGAAACCCAGCUACAGGAAGGCUAUUGGCGCUAAUACAACGGAAAGCCAAACGAAGGCCGCUCGUUUUCAUAACAUUACCACUACUUCAAGCGAUCCGGUGGUCAAAUUUACUUCAGACGAUGAUGGACUAAACAGUUCUGGCUCAGCCAAAGACGUUGACACGCCUAUAGAGACAUUCUUCAUACAACGCCAUGCUGAGCAAGACAAAGAAGAAAAGCUGAGACGAGAAAAAUGGACCGAUUUUGCAGAAAAUAGUACUCUCCAUGGUUUCCAUUUCAUUUUUACCCGAGCUUCGCCGUGGGUGCGUUUGGUAUGGAUUUUUUUCUUACUAGGUUUCACCGCCUAUGUAAUUUUCUCCAUAUACAGCAGCAUCUACAAAUAUUUUACCUACCCCACUGCUACCGUCAUGAAUAUUUAUCAUCCGCAAGAGGGUCUGCAGUUUCCUGCAGUUACUUUGUGUCCCAUGACAACGUUAUCAAAGAGAAGGAUUUCUAUGAAGGACGAGGAACCAUCGUUUAAUAAGCUAGGACUAAACAUAGCUGCCUGCAAUACAACAGCGGCUGUCAGGGCAGGGAGACCAUGCGGGGAAGCACUUUUGUGUUGUUGCACAGAUUAUACUGACAGUGAGAUUUCUGUGGUUCUCCCUAACUGCACCGAGGACUACAGGAAAGAUCUUCUCGAGGUCAUAAAGAAGAAAAAGGAUUCAUUUAACGACAGGCAAUUUCACGAAGCUUAUGGUUCUGAUAUACGCAGAAUGAUCGUACCGGGAACUUGCCACUACGGAUUGUCUGAUGAGGGAUGCUCCCACAAAGAUUUCGAUCCCAUUGUGACAGACCUCGGGGUUUGCUACUCAUUCAACGCGGCGCGGCACGGCGAGCAAAUACUGAAAGCGUUUCAGGGCGACACGUUGUCCGGUCUGUCGCUGAUACUAGAUCUAAAUUUGCAUGACCACAUGGUCGGCUUUUCCUCUGAGGGGAUCUGGAUCAUUGUACACCAUCAGGGGGUAUACAUCAACCCUUGGAAUCGUAUUCUUGUAGCUCCAGGGACGCGUACGGAAAUCAGCGUUAAGCGUAAGGUGGUAAGUACAUAUAUGGUAGCAGGGUCUGGACUGAGUAGCAACGCGCUAAGGGGGCACGACACAAAGUGACAAAAUGACGAGAUAGCUCCACUGGUAAGAGUCAAUGUGGGAUGCGGUUGUCUGUAAGGUUUAACUCUUCCAUAUUAUUGAGAGAUAGCUACUGUCGAGUCAGCAAUAUUAAGGCUAACAUGAGCGUUGUUUAGACUAACAGUAGUGUCACUUCGUGUCUUGAGCACGCCCGCGUAAAGUAGUGAACGUUAUGUCACUAUUUAGCUUGCAAUUGCAACUCAACCGGAUUUGCGCGCUUAGUGAAAAUCUGUUCCGUGCCUUAGGGCCUGUUUACAAGGAAGGAGGGUUAUCCUAGCAAGCGGGUUAACCCUAGCUGGAGGGCAAAAGAUGGCCCGGGUUUACAAUCAAAAUUUCGCAGGUAGGGUAACCCUACAACCCGGGACGACCUAAAUGCGCGGUUACACUCAAAGGGUCUGGAAACAAUUGGAAAGUUAACCUGGGUAGGGGAGUUAACCCUACUUGAAGUGUUCACAGGGGAAAAAGUUAACUCGCCUGCCAUGGUAGCCCUAGCAGGCAGAUGGGGUAAGCCGCUUACUCGGGUAACCCUAGCUGCCUUGUAAAGACGACGAAGAAAACAAGAGGAAAUGUGUGACUGCUAGGGUAACCGCUUGCUAGGGUAGCCCUCUCUCCUUGUAAACAGGCCCUUAAACAGAACUUAACCUGACGUUCUCCACAAUCACACGACCUUGCACUGGACCGAUUUGUGCUGUAAAUUUCGGCGGGUCCUCUCCUAUGACAAGCUUGGGGAUGGUCGUCGGAAAAUUUAAAAUAAACCUCUAAAGAAGACCAAUCUGGUUGUGGGUUGAACAAUAUUUGACCUCUAACAGAUACCACUUAAAACGGAAUAGGCUAAAUUACAAGCAGCUCAGUGUUCACGAAUGGGGCCUGUGUUAGUAGGCCUCGAGGGGGACUCGAGAGACCGACGGAAAUCGAACCUAAAAACGGAAAUACGAGCAUUUAUUAUUAGUAGUAUUCCUUCGAGUGCACCCUAAAAGAUGCUUUGACAGCUAAAGAUAGUGGCGUUGUACGGGCGCCCCCGACCUUUUCUUACUUGGAGUCUCCCGCCGACCCCGGGUUGUAACUAAAGAUUGAAUUUAAUUUAAUUUUAAUGAAGGUCAAAUAAGACUCCUGUGCGCCUGAGUCUUUUAGCCCCCUAAGGCCUAUAUUCCGGGACCUAAAAUAUAAAUCCCCUUUACUGUCAAUGCUAUUCGCUUAUACAACCCAAUUGAAAUGGCAGGAUAUACUUCAAUUCACCUUUUCUACCAAUAUUUAUCGGCCAAAAGUUUCCUUAGACCGAUUUUUAUUUCCAGUACUUAAAGGGAGGGUUUCACGGUACGGCGCAUGCCCGGGGGGUACUCCCUUAUAUGGCCUCUAUAAGUAAGUGCGGCCCUAAAGCAUACGGUUUUUCAGCCGUUUUGACCAUAAAUAGGGUAUCGAUUAUAGUCAUUUUGAUCAUCAACAGCGUCUAGUUUUUGCACUGGUUUUUGCGCAUUCUUGGGCAAGUUUUUAGAGGAAGCUACUUUUUUCUUUUUCAUUGAUAAGACCAGCGUCUGGUUUUUGCACACCCUUGAGCAUGUUUUUUUUUUUUUCAGAAGAAGCUACUUUUUCAUCAUUAUCGACAAGACCGAUUAACAAAAGCCCUUCACAACAAAAGCCUUUUGCACAGACCCAGUUUUUCAUUGUAAGCAAGGGCCUAAGCAAGUUACCUAAUUUUGCAAAUAGCCGUAA
Messenger RNA from Orbicella faveolata, 3224 nucleotides. Its product is annotated as acid-sensing ion channel 2-like. Gene Ontology annotation, biological process: sodium ion transmembrane transport. The record is from RefSeq and is a predicted model, not a curated record. Gene Ontology annotation, cellular component: plasma membrane. NCBI's taxonomy places the organism in Eukaryota, Metazoa, Cnidaria, Anthozoa, Scleractinia, Merulinidae. Gene Ontology annotation, molecular function: ligand-gated sodium channel activity.